This is a messenger RNA of Carya illinoinensis, 5284 nucleotides long. Its product is annotated as ABC transporter B family member 20-like. The record is from RefSeq and is a predicted model, not a curated record. The transcript is spliced from 11 exons. The coding region runs from base 515 to 4714 and encodes 1399 amino acids. NCBI's taxonomy places the organism in Eukaryota, Viridiplantae, Streptophyta, Magnoliopsida, Fagales, Juglandaceae. Gene Ontology annotation, molecular function: ATP hydrolysis activity; ABC-type transporter activity; ATP binding. Gene Ontology annotation, cellular component: membrane. Gene Ontology annotation, biological process: transmembrane transport.
AUACCAAACAGCACAGCCGUACAAGAAUGCACAGACGUGUACAUCGUCCACUCGGCCUUCCCCAACAAAUGAAAUACACUCAACACGGGCUUUCUACAGCGCUCGUUACCGAACAUAUGUUCGUACAUACAUAAAUAUCCUCCCCGUUUUGCAAGGCAUCGCCGGCAUUUGACCGUUAACUGAAAAAAGAGUUCCCUUCGUGUCGCCGCGGGUGAGUCAAAGGUUUCUCCUCUCUCUCUCUCUCUCUCUCUCUCUCACUCUGUGUUCGAGUCGGCCUUGUUUGACCGGGUCGCGUACCCACCUGCAACGACCCAACCCCGUUCUGUUUUCUUCUCUCUUUGCUUUUGGAAAAAAGCGAAAAAGAAUAACAAUGAUUAUAUAAAAACGCGAAGCCCGAAAUACACGCUUGAAAUUUUAUCGGUUGUUAUCUGAGGAGGUCCGGGAAGCUAGUGUUUCAGUCAGUUCAAGUCCGACUACGAGUUCGAGUUCGGGGGUUCCGACUUAGUCCCCGAAGAUGAUGAUCUCUAGGGGGCUGUUCGGUUGGUCCCCACAGCACAUACAGCCAUUGACUCCCGUGUCCGAAGUUUCGGAGCCGCCAGAGUCGCCGUCUCCCUAUAUGGACCAGAGCAUGGACACGGCGGGGCAGCAGCUCGAGCCUGAAGAGGAGAUUGAGGACCCCGAGGAUAUCGAGCUGCCACCCGCCGCCGUCCCCUUCUCACGCCUUUUCGCCUGCGCCGACUAUCUCGACUGGGGCCUCAUGCUUGUCGGCUCACUCGCUGCCGCCGCCCACGGCACUGCCCUUGUCGUUUAUCUUCACUACUUCGCCAAGAUAAUUCACGUUCUCAGGAUCGGCCCCGAUAGACAAGAUGAGCAGUUGGAAAAGUUUAGAGAGCUUACUUUAACAAUCGUGUAUAUUGCUGUGGGCGUUUUCGUUGCUGGUUGGAUUGAGGUUUCAUGCUGGAUACUUACUGGGGAAAGGCAGACUGCUGUCAUCAGGUCACGAUAUGUUCAAGUGUUACUUAACCAAGACAUGAGUUUUUUUGAUACCUAUGGGAACAAUGGGGACAUUGUGAGCCAAGUACUGAGUGAUGUGCUGCUUAUUCAAUCUGCUCUUAGUGAGAAAGUUGGAAAUUAUAUUCACAAUAUGGCUACGUUUUUCAGUGGUGUUGUUCUUGGUUUUGUCAACUGUUGGCAGAUCGCACUAAUAACAUUAGCCACUGGUCCAUUCAUUGUAGCUGCUGGAGGAAUAUCAAAUAUUUUUCUUCACAGGCUUGCUGAGAAUAUCCAAGAUGCAUAUGCUGAAGCAGCUAGCAUUGCUGAACAGGCAGUCUCCUAUAUUAGGACAUUGUAUGCCUUUACAAAUGAAACGUUGGCAAAGUAUUCUUAUGCAGCAUCACUACAAGCAACUCUAAGAUAUGGUAUACUAAUAAGCCUUGUGCAAGGACUUGGUCUCGGAUUUACGUAUGGGCUUGCAAUAUGUUCUUGUGCCUUACAACUGUGGGUUGGAAGAUUCCUGAUUAAACAAGGAAAAGCUCACGGUGGUGAAAUCAUAACGGCCCUAUUUGCUAUAAUUUUAAGUGGCCUGGGGCUGAAUCAAGCUGCAACAAACUUCUAUUCAUUUGAGCAAGGACGAAUUGCUGCCUAUAGACUGUUUGAGAUGAUAAGCAGAUCAUCCUCUACGGUUAAUCAAGAUGGAAUCACCCCGGAUUCAGUUCAUGGAAAUAUCGAGUUUAGGAAUGUAUAUUUCAGCUAUCUGUCUCGUCCCGAAAUCCCUAUUUUGAGUGGGUUUUAUCUUACCGUACCUUCUAAGAAAGCUGUGGCACUUGUUGGCAGAAAUGGCUCCGGAAAAAGCAGUAUUAUCCCACUCAUGGAGCGGUUUUAUGAUCCUACAUUAGGAGAAGUUCUCUUGGAUGGGGAAAAUAUUAGGAACCUGAAAUUGGAAUGGCUAAGAAGCCAAAUAGGUCUAGUAACCCAGGAGCCUGCCUUGCUAAGUUUGAGUAUAAGAGACAAUAUUGCUUACGGACGGGACGCUACCUUAGAUCAAAUUGAAGAAGCUGCUAAAAUAGCGCAUGCACAUACUUUAAUCAGCUCGCUUGAGAAAGGAUAUGAAACACAGGUGGGCAGAGCUGGUUUAGAAUUAACGGAAGAGCAGAAAAUAAAACUGUCUAUUGCUAGAGCAGUACUUCUAAAUCCAUUGAUUCUUCUGCUCGAUGAAGUUACUGGUGGACUUGAUUUUGAAGCUGAAAGAGCUGUUCAGGAGGCUCUAGAUCUCCUCUUGUUGGGACGUUCAACUAUAAUAAUAGCUCGGCGACUUAGUCUUAUAAAAAAUGCUGAUUACAUAGCUGUGAUGGAGGAUGGUCAACUUGUUGAAAUGGGUACGCAUGAUGAAUUAUUGACCCUCGACGGCCUAUAUGCAGAGCUUCUCAAAUCUGAAGAAGCAGCAAAACUUCCUAGAAGGAUGCCAUUGAGAAACUAUAAGGAGACUUCAACUUUCCAAAUUGAAAAGGAUUCUUCAGCAAGUUACAACUUCCAAGAAUCGUCAUCUCCUAAAAUGGUCAAAUCACCCUCUCUCCAGAGAAUUCCUGGCAUAUUCCGUCCCCCAGAUAGCACUUUUAACUCACAGGAUUCACCAAGAGUUGGGAGCCCGCCUCCAGAGAAGAUGCUGGAAAAUGGUCAGCCGAUGGAUGCAACCAAUAAGGAACCAUCAAUAAGAAGGCAGGAUAGCUUUGAAAUGAGAUUACCGGACCUACCCAAGAUUGAUGUUCAGUCUACAAAUCGACAAACGUCAAAUGGUUCAGACCCUGAAUCCCCUGUUUCACCCCUUUUGACAUCUGAUCCCAAAAAUGAACGUUCACAUUCGCAGACUUUUAGCCGACCUCAUUGUCAAUCUGACGAAUUUCCGGUGAAAGCGAAGGAAGCAAAAAAUACACAGCAUCGCAAAGCACCAUCAUUUUUUAGGUUGGCAGAGCUUAGUCUUGCAGAGUGGCUCUAUGCUGUAUUAGGAAGCAUUGGUGCUGCUGUCUUUGGUUCUUUUAAUCCUCUUCUUGCUUAUGUUAUUGCACUGAUAGUGACGGCAUAUUAUACACGGGAUGGUCAUCACUUGCGGCGGGAAGUAGACAGAUGUUGCUUGAUCAUUGCCUGCAUGGGUAUAGUGACAGUUGUUGCCAAUUUUUUGCAGCACUUUUACUUUGGUAUAAUGGGGGAGAAGAUGACUGAGCGAGUUCGUAGAAUGAUGUUCUCAGCAAUGUUGCACAAUGAAGUUGGAUGGUUCGAUGAAGAGGAAAACAGUGCUGAUGCAUUAUCCAUGCAUUUGGCAAAUGAUGCUACAUUUGUGAGAGCAGCUUUUAGCAACCGGCUUUCCAUAUUUAUACAGGACAGUGCUGCUGUUAUUGUGGCUGUUCUUAUUGGGAUGUUGCUACAGUGGCGAUUGGCACUUGUGGCUUUGGCAACCCUUCCGGUUCUCGCUGUUUCUGCCAUUGCACAGAAAUUGUGGCUUGCUGGAUUUUCAAGGGGCAUCCAGGAGAUGCACAGGAAGGCAUCUUUAGUCCUUGAGGAUGCAGUUAGAAACAUAUACACUGUUGUAGCAUUCUGUGCUGGUAACGAGGUAAUGGAGCAGUACAGGUUUCAACGGAAGAAAAUAUUUAAGCGGAGUUUCUUUCAUGGAAUGGCCAUCGGGUUUGCUUUUGGCUUUUCACAGUUUCUUCUUUUUGCCUGUAAUGCGCUUCUCCUCUGGUACACCUCAUACUCUGUUAAACAUCGCUAUAUGGACCUACCCACUGCUAUCAAGGAAUAUAUGGUUUUUUCUUUUGCAACAUUUGCACUGGUGGAGCCUUUUGGAUUGGCUCCAUACAUACUGAAACGACGAAAUUCUCUUAUUUCGGUCUUUGAAAUCAUAGAUCGAGCACCUAAGAUUGACCCAGAUGAUAACUUGGCAUUGAAGCCACCUAAUGUUUAUGGAAGCAUUGAGUUGAAAAAUGUUGAUUUCUGUUACCCUACACGCCCAGAAGUUUUGGUAUUGAGCAAUUUCAGCCUCAAGGUCAAUGGGGGACUAACUGUGGCUGUGGUGGGAAUUUCAGGGUCUGGGAAGAGUGCCAUAAUAUCUCUGAUCGAGAGGUUUUAUGAUCCAGUUGCUGGUCAAGUCCUACUGGAUGGGCGAGAUUUGAAACUUUAUAAUUUGAGAUGGUUGAGGAACCACUUAGGUCUUGUUCAGCAGGAACCAAUUAUCUUUUCGACAACUAUAAAGGAAAAUAUAAUAUAUGCAAGGCACAAUGCUAGUGAAGCGGAGAUGAAAGAGGCUGCUAGGAUAGCAAAUGCUCACCAUUUCAUCAGCAGUUUGCCUCAUGGUUAUGACACACAUGUGGGGAUGAGGGGUGUAGAUCUGACCCCAGGCCAGAAACAGAGGAUUGCAAUUGCUCGGGUAGUGCUAAAGAAUGCACCCAUUUUGUUAAUAGAUGAAGCAAGCUCCUCCAUCGAGUCUGAGUCAAGUCGGGUGGUGCAGGAGGCUCUUGAUACAUUGAUCAUGGGGAACAAAACAACCAUUCUGAUAGCCCAUAGAGCUGCAAUGAUGAGGCAUGUAGACAACAUUGUAGUUCUGAAUGGGGGGCGAAUUGUAGAGGAAGGGACCCAUGAUUCUUUGCUGGCAAAGAAUGGUCUGUAUGUGCGCCUGAUGCAACCUCAUUUUGGGAAGGGUUUGCGUCAGCACCGACUUGUUUAGAAUCAGUUUUGUGAUUGUUUAGGUUUGAUUCAUCUACAGUUCUCACUCUGCUCCUUUUGAAUUACUGGGAUAUCCGUGUGAACCGUCUUAUAAUAAUGGUGGAGUCCAGAAUGGGUGGGGAGAGAAAUGAGACUGAUGAGGCACUUAACAAGUUUAUACUGCGGGGUUAGUUGGUAUAUCCAGUGGCGGCAGUGCUAGUUACAUUGUUCAAAAGUAGGUUUUAUAAAUAGGUUUUUUGAAGUCGGUUAUAUUCUUUUGGAGGCGAGCAUCACUAGGUUGGCAUUGUGCUCCGUCACCGGAUUAUAUUGAUUUGCUUCUCAAGCAGAAAGUGGGUUGGAGUUAAUUCUAGAUUUUUACCGAGGAGUGGUUUUCAUUUUGCAUUUUUAGCAAACUUCUCUCUCUCCCUCCCCCUACCCCCGGCUUCCAUGUUGAAUUUUACUUCUUCCUGUAAGUUUUGACUUCCAUCCUUGGAAAAUGUAGAAAGAAGUUAAAAGAGGUGCAAGAAGUUGUAAUCUUUGUAAAUAGAUACUCGUAAUUUACAAGCUAUUCAGUUUUGCCGGUUUGAUCCCA